This is a messenger RNA of Megalops cyprinoides (Indo-Pacific tarpon), 1492 nucleotides long. RefSeq lists its product as uncharacterized. The transcript has 4 exons. The record is from RefSeq and is a predicted model, not a curated record. Lineage: Eukaryota; Metazoa; Chordata; Actinopteri; Elopiformes; Megalopidae. The coding region runs from base 430 to 1425 and encodes 331 amino acids.
AUCACAUGCUUUGCAUGCUGCGUGAGACAUAAAGAAAUAUAAUGUAAUACUGCAAUAACAGCCAGAGAGCCAGAGAGCCAGAGUCCCUCACAGAGCCAGAGACAGAGACGGCCGGACACGCCAGCGAUACAGGAGAAGCAGCCAGACACGCCAGCAAUACGGGAGAAACAGCCGGACACACCAGCAAUCAGAGACAGACAGCCAGACACACCAGCAAUCAGAGACAGACAGCCGGACACGCCAGCGAUACGGGAGAAACAGCCAGAGAGAGACACAAUUAGAGACACGCCCAGUCCAAAGACAUAUGUGAUCUGGGACAAACAUGUGCUAAGUGAGACAAACUGACAGAAAUCAGGUCAGAUUUGUUACUUUUUCAGUACCAAUUUCUGUGUAACUGAAAAAGACAAGGACGGCGGACAGUUUACAGUCAUGAAACUGGACUUCUUUGUCAUUUUACUUUUUCCAGGACUCUGCACACUCUGUUCCUGCCUCUCUCAUCAGUAUCACUUUGUGAACGUAAUGAUGACCUGGGCUGAAGCACAGAGUUACUGCAGACAGAGCUACACUGACCUGGCCACCAUAGACAGCACAGAGGAAGUGAAGGCUCUGAUGGAAGUAACAGACAGUGAAUAUAACAGUGCCUGGAUUGGUCUGCAGAGGGCAGAGUCAGCCAGCUGGCGGUGGUCUCUGGCAGACAGAGGUUUCUACAGUGAGGGGGAGGCUGAGUUUCGGGACUGGGAAAGCGGGCAGCCAAACGAUCGUGUAGGCACAGAGGACUGUGUAGCAGUGGAACGCAAUGGGAAAUGGCAUGAUUUUCCCUGUCAAGACAAUAUUUACUUCGUCUGCUACGAUAGUGAGAAACACUUCCUGUUUUUAUUUCAUUACACACACAGCAGGGGAGGCACAUUAGAAGGUGUUGAUAGGGUUGUCAUUGGAGGAAAUCUAUUUCAAAGGGCUGCUCUGUCUCUCUCUCUCUCUCUCUCUCUCUCACACACACACACACACACACAAGUAAUUUGCAACAGAGAUACUUCUAAAAGGUGCUGUGUCUUUACAGGACAAAAUGUCUCUCAGAGAUACUUCCUGAUUGAACAGGAGAAGACUUGGACAGAGGCUCAGAGAUACUGCAGAGAGAAACACACGGACCUGGUCAGUGUGAGGAACCAAGCGGAGAACCAGGAGGUACUGAGCAUGAUAUCAACCAGCGCAUGGGUGUGGAUCGGCCUGUUCAGAGACCCCUGGAAGUGGUCAGAUCAGAGCAGCUCCUCAUUCCGCUACUGGAUGACAGGAGAACCCAACAAUAACGUAGGGAGGGAGAAGUGUGUCGAGAUGUGGUUUGGGCACUCAGGGAGGUGGAACGAUGAAUACUGUGAAAGCAAACGCACCUUCAUCUGCUAUCAAGGUGAGUCAGUUCCACCUGUGUGACUCGGCUCUCACACCGUCACAGCUACUCCUCACCCCCGCCGCCGGGAAAAUGCGCAGCACAUUAACA